Molecule: messenger RNA, 4167 nt
Organism: Ectocarpus sp. CCAP 1310/34
Lineage: Eukaryota; Phaeophyceae; Ectocarpales; Ectocarpaceae
Source: the annotation of a GenBank genome assembly
AUGGACACAAGUGGGUACACAUUCGGCCCUGAUACCGCAGAGGCGCGCAAGGCCUCACCAGAGCGCCCAACUCUGUCCGACAUCGCGGUGGGUAUACCCAGCGGCGUCAACUAAUUUUUUCAUGUACCACUUAUGUCUAUAUUUCGACCCAUUUUUGUCCAAAUUGUCCCCACUUGUGUCCACUUACGGACGGCGGAAAUCGAGCGGAAAUCGAGCGGAAAUCGACCUCCACGUCACCGCACGGCAGAACAUCGAAUAGCCUCGGAACGUCUCAGAACCUCCCGACACCGUAUCCGUGGCAUCCUUCCUAUCCAUGGCUGCCGACUGCGGACCGACCGCGGAGGAACAUGUCAGAAACAUGCCAGACCCUUUCGGUACAGGCACAGGAGGAUACCAGGCACGGGAAGCGGCCCGCGGCAAGCCCGGCAGGCAGCGCACUAACGGCAAACGCCACAAAUAAAUGCGUGACACACAAUGGACAGCAAAACGAACGGGCGUGCAUACAGAACAACAACACACACACGCGCCACACACACAAAAAACACCAACCACCACGACGAGUGCACACCAACUCGUGAGGGCAGCAGCAGCAUGUCGAGGCAGUUUGCCACAUAACCACAUGAUGAUAUUCAUAUGCACAACAUGCAUAUGGUGUGUACGAAGUAAAAAUCCGGCUCGAUAUCCCCUCAUUACCUAACCAAUCAAACGACGAAAAUUGAUACCGUUCGCUACGCUACGUUGUUCGCUGUUACUUUGUGGAUGGUGGGUUAAGGAAGAAUAGGCCGCACAUUGCGUACUCCGGAGUAACCAUAAGAGUUGGCAUACACAUGGUUUCAUACUUUGCAUGCAUACGAAGUACUUCGAAGCACUACUAGUUCAGGGGUGCCGCGCUUAGGGUUGCGUGGUAAACUGCCUCGAUAUGCUGCUGCUGCCCUCACGAGUCGGUGUGCACUCGUCGUGGUGGUUGGUGUUUUUUGUGUGUGUGGCGCACGUGUGUGUGUUGUUGCUGUACACGCGUCUUGUUGUUCUGUAUGCGCGCCCAUUCGUUUUGUUGUCCGUUGUGUGUCACGCAUUUAUUUGUGGCGUUUGCCGUUAGUGCGCUGCUUGCCGGGCUUGCCGCGGGCCGCUUCCCGUGCCUGGUAUCCUCCUGUGCCUGUACCGAAAGGGUCUGGCAUGUUUCUGACAUGUUCCUCCGCGGUCGGUCCGCAGUCGGCAGCCAUGGAUAGGAAGGAUGCCACGGAUACGGUGUCGGGAGGUUCUGAGACAUUCCGAGGCUAUUCGAUGUUCUGCUGUGCGGUGACGUGGAGGUCGAUUUCCGCUCGAUUUCCGCCGUCCGUAAGUGGACACAAGUGGGUACAAUUUGGACAAAAAUGGGUCGAAAUAUAGACAUAAGUGGUUACAUGACAAAAUUAGUCGACGCCGCUGGGUAUACCCACCGCGAUGUCGGACAGAGUUGGGCGCUCUGGUGAGGCCUUGCGCGCCUCUGAGGUUUUAGGGCCGAAUGUGUACCUGUACGUGGGAAAAAAACGAUGCCCGUGCUGUGUGCUUGGCUGUGUCGCCCAGGUGUCAGAAUGGGGUUUUGAGUCGUUUGGGGGCUGCCUUGGGAGUGCGCGCGCGCUGGAUUUUCGAGUACCCACUUUUGUCCGAGAAUGGCGUGGGUAUACCCACUUGUGUCCGUUUCCCUUUUUUUUUUAUACGACGAGUCACUUUGGAAGGACCACGAAGUGUCUACAAAAUGGAUUGUGCAGCCGGCGCCAACACUCUAAAAAAAAAUUCGGGCACCAACCACUAAUACUGUUGUUGGCCGAUACCCUUCCACGGGCUUCCAGGUGUGGUACAUGUAUCAUGACGUGCUCGACGAAAAGCACCUUGAUUGACCAUCCGCAAGUGCGGUCUGGGGGCACUCCCAAUCCCCAUCGGUUCAGCCAAUUGCACCCUGUAGGGUACAUUAUCAUCAUUUGAGUACGCUCGUUUUGCACCUUUUGUCUAUGGAGUUCGGACGGAUUCCACAACGCAAGGAGACGGCUGCUCAACCACCAGUGUGUCCCUAGACCCUUUGUCUUCCUUCUGGCGGCGCCUCUUGAAUGUUCUGUAAACCCCACCGACACAGCCGGGCCGGCAACAGAUGCAUUCUCCAACCUUGAGAGGGUCUCCUUGAAGGUCGCGCUCAUUUGGCCACCCUUCCCCUGCUGUUGCUGACCACUCGCCCAGCUGCCCCCAAUAUUUUCCGGUCAACGUGCUUCUGCUUGCUUGAGCACCCUUCGCGACUGCCGGGACGUCCACAGAGGAAGCAAAGCUCAAGUUCUCCUCCUGGCGCUUUUCCCCAUGCACAACUUUGCCACAGGAGCCGAGAAAACCGCGUGUCAUGGCGCGUACUGUACCCCGAAAUCAACGUUCUUUUUGGCCGUUUUUUUUGCUGACCGAAACGCAUUGCUGGAGAAGGUGGAUGUGCUCAGCUGUACGCAGCAAGCACCCUAAAAGUCGAAACCAGUACAGGCCGCACUGAUUUGGGCUGGUUGGGUGGGCUGCACCCCGACACUCCUCAUGUACCAGCUCUCCUGUGAGGCAGCUUUUGUUAUUCGCCCACAGCGCAAAGAAUGGUACAAAACUUGCACCAUCCGCUGCUGUGGGAGUAGAAUGACAGCUCACCGCGGUUAUGUGCUCUUUGGCGUGGACUUGUGGCUUGUUAAAGCUGAUCCUGGGUGCUUCUCUGGCGGGCGAUGCCCAGGGCGAUAGGGCGGGGGGGGUCGGACGAAUCUACGGGAUACUGUCUACGAUGACCCGGCGUAGAGUCGUGCUACGUGAAUCAUCCAUACAUCGCGCCUGUCUCAUUCUAUUUGUGUCGUUUCUUGUACUCUUCCCUACAGCAGUUGAGCUUCUCCCGGGCCAUCCCUUCCGCAACACUCUUGUUGCGCCGGUUGCGGCGACCCUUACUGAAGAAAAAAAGUGCCAAAAAAACGCGGGGGAACUAAGGUUGGUUGCAGAACGCGCCCGCACUUAAGAACCUCUAGUUUCGGCCGCGGCUGACGUUCUUAGUUCCUGGGGGUCAUGCUACGAAUGGUCGCUAUAUAGAUUUUUGUGUACGGAUUCUUAACCGAGCUCACAAAUGGUGCUCAAGUUCUUAUAUUGUACUUUAUUAGGUUCAAUAUCUAAGGCCGCGGGCGCGUUCUGUUACACUCGAGUUCUUGCCAGAACUUCUCGCGUUGGUCCGAAGGGGGGCCGUGGAUACAUGUUUCACGAAAAGGUUGUCUGGGCGACUGACUGUAUGUAGUAUAAUACACAAUCCGAACACUCAGCUGGACCAUCCACAAGGAGAUACUUUAAACUCGAUUCAUGGAGUGGGAGGGAGAUUUUUCGGGCCUUUCGCGCUUCAUGCCUGCCUUAAAACUCAAAAGUAGAUACUUACAGGAUAAAUACACAGGACUGCUGUUGGUCGGUACCAGUACCUUGUAGGAUAGCUGGUGUUGGGCAAGUGGCAUACCGUUGUGAUCCAGCAAUAUUUAUGCCGAAAACAAGCAGCAAGCGAAAAUCAGAGUGCCUUUUUGUAUGGUGGAAUGCAGACGCUUACAUAGCAGAUGAACGGCGGACAAGGCGCUCUCGUCUCUGCCAAGAGCACCCCCAACAUACGACAUACAGUAGACUCGGUAGGGCUUGACGUCCUUGCUGUACCCCAGCAUGAUGCCGUCCCAUGCCCUCUGUCCUAGUUUGUUUCGUGUCUCUCGUUGUGGACGAAUGCCCUAGCUCAUAUUCCUCAAGCCUGAAAGAUCUGGUUCUUCCGAAAGGGCUUGGGGUACGGAGAACUUCCGACAAGUGCACGAUGAGGAGAGCGAUUAUGAAGGAAAGCCGACGUUUCGUAUAUUUCUCCCCGGAAUCACUUCGAAAGUCCAGUGUCGAUGAGAUGCACCUUAUCAUGUUCAUGAUGGUCUGUCCGUCACGUUCUAACACGCCAUUCUGCAAAGGAGUGUUUUUAUUCCGCCCUGGCAAUUGAUUAAUGUGGACCAUCGAAAGCUCGAAGUGGAAGUGUCGGGUCGCUCGGAUCCCACGACCAACUUUAGCGUUUAUACAAGAAGCCGUAAAUCAAAACCAGCAGACUAGUCAACUGCUGACUAUGCUGACUAGUCUACUGCUUCAUGGAGUCAGUGCUGACUAGUCUAAAUUAAAUCAGUG